AUGCCCUCCCACCAGGACACUAUUCCAGUUGAUGUUCCGGUGGCGGAGCGAUCAGGUCGUGCCGGAUCUGUACAUGAGUUGGACGUUCCCGAAGUUUUGAAUUUGGGCGAUGGAUGCCGCAGCAGGGCGACUGCGCAAGGCGUUGGCGAGAAGAAUAGAGAUGAUGAAACGGAGGUUGUCGCGUUGCGCGAGUUGGUACAACGCCAGCAGGAGGACCUGGAAACAGCAGCAUUGAUCGGACAAAGGCUUCUAGACAGAGUCGAAGAACUCUCGGCUAGUCUCGAGGCGGUGCGAGAGGAAAAGUGGCUGGCGGAGUGCGAAAAGGACGCGCUCCAGAGAGAUCUGGACAGCGCCACCCAACGCUCUGAAGAACCUCAGGUUGAAGAGCUUGACCUGUGGUCCCCAGCAGCCCACGCCAGGACCGGCGCCCGCUCCUCGCUCUCCGACGAUCGGCCGCUCUCUCCGGUCCUCGAGAACUCCUCUGACGCCGCCGAGGAUGUCGCAAGGCACGAGCAAGACCGGGAAGAGAUCGGGCGCCUGCGCCGGGUGGUCAAGGGCCUGGAGGAAGCCAACACCUCCCUGAGAGAAGAGCUCAUGGAGUCCCGUCUCGAGGCCACAGCUCUCAGACGCACCUCGUUGAUACAGAAAGAAGCGGCACUGGACCGGGUAAUGAAAGAAGCCAUCGGGGAUGAUGGAGAAGAGCACCGGCAGGCACGCGCUGGUUGGGGCGCUCCGGACGAUAGGCAGGAGGAAGAUGAAGCAGAGGGAGAUCGGCAGCCAAGGUCGUUUUUCUCCAGCAGUAGCUCCGGCGUCCAGGAGGGGGGGGCACCAUUCGACGAGACAGAAGCAUGCCACGCAGGAGAAGAAGACGGCCCGCGGCCGGAGGAGGCAGGUGAUGGAGGGCCACCAGGUUGCCGAGCGAGGCGCGAGUCGGGUGGUGGUGGUGGUGAAGGGACUCACAGGAGAAAACAGUCUAUCGAAUCGACAGCGUCGUCGAGGUCGUUUCGGUGCCGGUUGUCGUCAAUGUUCAGAGACGCCGAAGAGCAAGCCGAGCUGAUCGAAGCCCUCCGCGCGCAGAUCGCCCAGCUCCGGCUCGAGGCUAAGGCUACGACGCGGGCGGCGGGGACAGAAUUCCGGUGGAGAGAAAAAGCUGCGGCGUCGCACGAGCGCGACGGUGGUGCCGGGCAGCGCCGCGGCGUGUGUUCGUCGGACGACGACAGCGGGAGUGAUCGAGGCAGAGAUACAUUUCGAGAUGAAGACGCUGUCGGCGAAGAAGGUGGGAACGGUCGUGAGAAAAUCGGCAGCAGGGAUGAGGAUGGACAUCGAGCCGAUGAACACAGGUCCAACCCGCUUCUCCAAGCGCGGGUAGACGAGCUGCAGGCAGAGCUCGAGACGACAAAGCGCGCGCUUGAGGCGCUCCAGCGGCGAACGCAGCAGGAGCAGGCCGUGAGCGUCGAGCUGCAGAGAGAGCUUCUACGCCUCCACGGCACGAGGUACAACAGCGGCGCGGUGGCGGCAGCAGUCGCGCGAGUUUCAGCCGGGACUCUGCGACCAGCCUCCUACGCCGCGGGUCGUGCUUCCGAGGGAUGGGCUGGAUCCAUCGACUGUGGCGGAUACUUUUUUGCGGGGGCUGCGGCGAGACGGCAGGGUCUGGCGUGGACACGAGUUUCGAGGACUCGGGGGCGGUGA
Ectocarpus siliculosus is the source of this 1689-nucleotide messenger RNA. NCBI's taxonomy places the organism in Eukaryota, Phaeophyceae, Ectocarpales, Ectocarpaceae. The record is from the annotation of a GenBank genome assembly.